Molecule: messenger RNA, 1012 nt
Organism: Penaeus chinensis
Lineage: Eukaryota; Metazoa; Arthropoda; Malacostraca; Decapoda; Penaeidae
Exons: 2
Coding region: 318-710 (130 amino acids)
Biological process (GO): protein phosphorylation
Molecular function (GO): protein kinase activity; ATP binding
Source: RefSeq, a predicted model, not a curated record
UUUCCAUUUUCCAUUAAUAUACCUCAGUACAUAGGAUUUAGAAUUUGAAUUGCUAAAUCAAUUUCCACCGAGUGCCCACGGGGAGUGUGUGUCAAACUUCGCUAUCAUUAUUCUAGUAUGAUACCCGCAUCGCACAGCUAUUCCUCCCAAUUGCGAAUCUCGACGCCUGGCGAAAUGCCUGAAGGAAGGAGGCGAGGCCCUGCCCAGCCUCAAGAGGCACGCGGCCGCCUAGAAGGGAGCGGAGCGCCGUCAGAAGCAAGGGGCCAUCCCCCACGGAGCAGCAGGAUAUAUUCAGGGGCCUGCAGGAGGUUGAAGCCAUGGCGGUUCUGAGGAGGGUCCAGGGCAUCCAGGAGCUAGUGGGCGUGUGUUUGGAGCGCUUCAAGAUGGCCACCAAGUACGGCGGCCCUAUCCUGCAACGCUGGCUGGGAAGCAAGUCCCCGCUACUCCCUCAGCAGUGGUUCGACAUCCCCAUCAAAAUCACGAAAACUUUCCGGGACAUCCACUCGCUGGAUGUCAUCCACAAUGAUAUUAAGACCAACAACCUCUGCCUGGAAGUCACUCCCGACGGCAUCGAAGUCACCCUCAUCGACUUCGGUCUGUUUGAGCGAAGGGGUAAGUACUUGCGCCUCUCAGGGGACUGGUGUGCGGACGAGUAUUAUCUCCCCGAGUUCUUCGAGAGGCGGACAUCUACGGCCUCGGGAGGCUCAUGAAGAUCUUUAGGCGCGUCCUGCCGGAGACGCCUGGGCUGGUCGCGUGGCUGGAGAAGAGCCAGAGCCAGUUCCCGCGAAGGGCUGGACGUCCUCCUGGAUGCUCUCAGGGAAGAGCGGAGCAUCAUGAGCCAUCAGAUGAGGUGACCAAGGCUGUGAUGUGUCCACGAAUAUGUAUUGCGAUAAAUGUUGUGGUUUGAAAGCUUUAAAUGAAUGCUAUACCAUAUGGCUGUAAUAUUAAUUCAUGUAAUCAUACCGGUUGUAACAGUAACGAUGAUACAUAACAAGAAAGUCAACAAAACAUA